Aspergillus brunneoviolaceus CBS 621.78 is the source of this 5075-nucleotide messenger RNA. RefSeq names its product phospholipid-translocating P-type ATPase. The record is from RefSeq and is a predicted model, not a curated record. Gene Ontology annotation, cellular component: plasma membrane. Gene Ontology annotation, biological process: phospholipid translocation. Gene Ontology annotation, molecular function: ATPase-coupled intramembrane lipid carrier activity; ATP binding; magnesium ion binding. The transcript is spliced from 4 exons. NCBI's taxonomy places the organism in Eukaryota, Fungi, Ascomycota, Eurotiomycetes, Eurotiales, Aspergillaceae. The coding region runs from base 342 to 4751 and encodes 1469 amino acids.
CAUCUCUUUCUUCCCCUCCUGCAUUCCUCCGCCUCUGUCAUUCUUUCUCCCUCAAUUACUCCUCCAAUUCUCCGUCGCUUAUCGCGUUCCUUACGAAUUUCGUGUUCCCCUCCCCUCCAGCUUCGUGCUCUACCUAUUCUUUCCUUCUUACCACUAGCAGCUCGAGAAUCCAUCUACUUCCGGCUGACUCCAUUCUUAUUCGACGACAGUACCAUCGAGCUCUUUCACCCUCUCUCCGAGGCCUGCGCUGGCCGGGUCGAACCGGUGCUCGUCCAUCCCCGACCGGUCCGAUGCUUACCGUCUGUCGCUCGUGAUAAUCCGGGAAUAAACCCACGACCCAGAUGGACAGCUACGACGGCAAAGGGGAGAAUGGGCUGGAACGAGCCUCGAGCGAAGUCCCGCCCCUCCCCAGUAGCUCCGAGGAGGACGCGAACAAGAAAUCCACCAAGCGCGCGCGAUGGGCCACCAAGAGAAUGACCGCCGCCUCGGGCCUGCGCAAGAGAGUCUCCAUCCUCGAACGCGGGCGCCGACAGAACCAGACGGACACCAUGGCGAGCGCGACCGCAGGCGUGCCGGAAAUCACCGAGGGAGAAUCGGGAUCGCGCAAAGUUCAUUUCAACCUUCCUAUUCCGGACGAGGAGCGGGACGAGGAAGGCAAUCUCAAGGCCGUCUAUCCGAGGAACAAAAUCCGCACCGCCAUCUACACCCCGCUCACCUUCAUCCCCAAGAACCUCUGGCUGCAGUUCCACAACAUCGCCAACCUGUACUUCUUGUUCGUCAUCAUUUUGCAGUGCUUCGAGAUUUUCGGGGACGCCGAUCCCGGCCUGAGUGCCGUGCCGCUGAUCGUCAUCGUCGUCGUCACCGCCGUCAAAGAUGCCAUCGAGGAUUGGCGACGAACCGUGUCCGACAACGAACUCAACAACUCUCCAGUGUAUCGCUUGACGGAUUGGGACAACGUGAACGUGACCGCCGACAAUGUUUCCCUCUGGCGUAAGUUCAAAAAGGCUUGCACCCGGGCUGUGGUUACCAGCUAUCGAGGCAUGAAGCGCCUCUUCCGCAAGAAUGGGGCCGACAAAGAUGUGGCGGGUGACGUGGAAAUGGCGGAUGCCAGGCCCUCGAUUGAGCCUACCUCGCCGAUCGCGAUCGAGAUGACGGCAGUUUCCCCUACCAUGGAGGCCCGUGCUUCUGGCGACUGGCCCGACCCCAUGAACGAUCACGACCAGCAGGCAAACUCGCCGUGGGCACGGACCAAGGGUAGUGUCUUGAAUCCGAACCGGGUAACCCCAGGGAAGGCGCGAUUCAAACGCCAACACUGGAAGGAUGUCAACGUGGGUGACUUUGUGCGACUAUACAAUGGUGACCAAAUCCCCGCCGACAUCGCCAUUCUCUCUACCUCCGACCCGGACGGAGCAUGUUACGUCGAAACGAAGAACUUGGAUGGAGAGACGAAUCUCAAGGUGCGCAACGCCUUAAAUUGCGGUCGUGUGUUGCGGAAUGCUCGAGAUUGCGAGAAAGCCGAGUUCACCGUCGAAUCGCCACCCGCGCAUGCCAACCUCUACUCCUUCAGCGGUGCUAUCUAUUGGGAUCAGUAUGACGAAUCCGGGGAGGCUCCGCAGAACCGCGUGGAGCCCAUUACGAUCAACAACAUUCUGCUUCGAGGCUGUAGCUUACAAAACACCGAGUGGGUGUUGGGUGUCGUGCUUUUCACCGGACCGGAAACGAAAAUUAUGCUGAACCAGGGUCUCACGCCAAGCAAACGCCCACAGAUGGCGCGCAACAUGAACUGGAACGUGGUCUACAACUUUGCCAUCCUCUUCAUCAUGUGUGUGAUCUCUGGAUUCAUCAACGGGUUUGCCUGGGGCCUGGACGAUGCUUCACUGACGUUCUUUGAGUACGGCUCCUACGGUGGCACACCUGCCGUUCAAGGUGUAAUCGCCUUCUUCGUGGGCGUGGUCCUCUUCCAGAACUUGGUUCCUAUCGCCUUGUACAUCUCCCUGGAAAUUUGCCGUGUCAUCCAGGCUCUCUACAUCUACUAUGAUAUUCACAUGUAUUACGAGCGGUUGAAGAUGUCCUGUGUGCCCAGGUCUUGGAAUAUCUCUGAUGAUAUCGGUCAAAUCGAGUACAUCUUCUCUGACAAGACGGGUACCUUGACGCAGAACGUCAUGGAGUUCAAGAAAUGUACCGUCAACGGCGUGCCCUAUGGUGAGGCAUACACCGAAGCGCAAUUGGGCAUGCAGCGGCGGCAGGGACUGGUGAAUGUGGAGGAGGAAGCUGCUAAGGCUCGUCAGAGAAUUAGUGAAGCACGUGUGGAAAUGAUCCAGCAACUGCGCCAGCUUCAUGAUAAUCCGUACUUGAAGGAGGAGAACUUGACCUUUGUUGCUCCACAGUUCGCCGCUGAUCUGGGUGGUGCCUCGGGAGAGGCUCAGCAGCAAGCCACGAUAGACUUCAUGACUGCAUUGGCAUUAUGUCAUACAGUAGUCACGGAGCGUAUUCCUGGCGACCCUCCCCAAAUUGAAUUCAAGGCACAGUCGCCGGACGAGGCUGCCCUGGUUGCCACGGCCCGGGACUGCGGAUUUACCACCCUCGGCCGAUCGGGCGAAAGCUUGAUCUUGAAUAUCAUGGGUGACGAGCGUAGGUAUACUAUCUUGAACAUCCUGGAAUUCAACUCCACCCGUAAACGAAUGAGUGUGAUCGUGCAGAUGCCUGAUGGUACUAUUCGUUUGCUGUGUAAGGGGGCUGAUACCAUGAUCUACUCCCGCCUAGCCCCCGGCCAACAACGCGAGCUGCGUGAUGCAACCACACGCGAUCUCGAGACUUUCGCUCAAGAAGGUCUGCGAGUACUUUGCAUUGCUGAGCGUACCAUUGAACCAGAAGAGUACCGCGAAUGGAGUGUCAUGCACGACGCCGCCGCCGCCGCCAUUGUGGACCGCGAGGAGAAGUUGGAAGAGGUAUCCAAUGCUAUCGAGCAGAAUUUGUAUCUCCUUGGAGGUACGGCCAUCGAAGAUCGCCUGCAGGACGGCGUUCCUGAUACCAUCUCCCUCCUUGCCGAAGCAGGUAUCAAGCUCUGGGUCUUGACCGGUGACAAGAUCGAAACUGCCAUCAACAUCGGUUUCUCCUGCAACCUGCUUAAUAACGACAUGCAAAUGAUUGUGUUCGACGCGCCCUCCGAUAUCGAUAUGGCCGCCAAGUUGCUGGAUAGCAAAUUGGAGAUCUUCGGUAUCACGGGCUCAGAUGAGGAGCUGGAGGCCGCUCGCAAGGAUCACUCACCGCCUCCGCAGACUCACGCUCUCGUGCUGGACGGUGACACUCUUCGCUUCAUGUUGGAUGACGCCUUGCGGCAGAAGUUCUUGCUUCUUUGUCGGAAGUGUAAGUCGGUGCUUUGUUGCCGUGUCAGCCCAGCGCAAAAGGCUGCCGUGGUGGAGAUGGUUAAGAACGGUUUGAACGUCAUGGCUCUGGCUAUCGGAGACGGUGCCAACGAUGUUUCUAUGAUCCAGAAAGCCGAUGUCGGGGUUGGUAUUGCUGGCGAGGAGGGUCGUCAGGCCGUCAUGUCGGCCGAUUACGCGAUCGGACAGUUCCGGUUCUUGCAGCGGUUGAUUCUGGUUCAUGGACGAUGGGCCUAUCGCCGUCUAGGUGAGACCACCGCCAACUUUUUCUACAAGAACUUGGUCUGGACAUUUGCCCUAUUUUGGUAUUCUAUCUACGAUAACUUCGACGGAACCUAUCUAUUCGAAUAUACGUAUAUUACCUUGGUCAACGUGGCGUUCACGUCACUGCCAGUCAUCUUCAUGGGUAUUUUUGAUCAAGACGUUGACGAUCGGGUCUCCAUGGCCGUCCCACAACUCUACAUGCGUGGUAUCGAGCGGAAGGAGUGGACGCAGUUGAAGUUCUGGAUAUACAUGCUCGAUGGAUUCUACCAGUCAAUUAUUUGUUUCUUCAUGCCCUAUAUGUUGUAUCAAGUUGCCAAUUUCCAAACGGAGAACGGAAUGGGCAUUGAUGACAUUUAUCGCGUGGGUGUUCUUGUAGCCACCUGUGCCGUGGUUACGAGCAAUACCUACGUGAUGAUGAACAUGUAUCGCUGGGAUUGGUUCUCGACGUUGAUCAACGCGAUCAGUUCGCUGUUAAUCUUCUUCUGGACCGGCAUCUAUUCGUCCUUUGAAUCAUCCGCCACCUUUUAUGGUGCCGCAAAGCAGGUCUACGGGGCGUUAUCCUUCUGGGUCGUGUUUUUGCUGACCGUGGUAAUCUGCCUGACCCCGCGCUUCGUCUGCAAAUGCAUCCAGAAGGUGUACUUUCCCAUGGACGUAGACAUUAUCCGAGAGAAAGUCAUUCUCGGCCACUAUGACUAUCUGAAGCAAUACGACGCCUACGUGCCACCGGAUGCCGGUAAGCUGGCGGGCUCGUCGGAGAGUGGAGCAUCCGCCACUACUUCGGACCCGGAGAACACCCACCAGACCACUGUGCCGCGCCACUAUCCGGGUGAAAACAAUGUGGACCGCACGGCGAAUUCGACGCCGGUGGCGCCCUUAGUGGAUAGCCAUGGCGCGCCGACCCGCCUCGACAACAGCCAAUUCACGAGCGCCAACAGCAGUGUCGCCUUCGGCCUCCAACGCAACACAUCCUGGGAUAGCGCCAGCCGAGAGCAAUCGGUGCUCUCGGGCCCAGUCCUCCCAGUCGACUCCACAAGCAUGGAGCCCCAACAACCGCACAGCCCCUUGAAAAGUCGAGGUGAUCCCCCCUCGACAUACCCUGUAUAGAAAGCGUUGUUUUUUGUUGGCUAUUCCCCUUUCCUUGCAAUUUUCCCUUUGAUUUCCCACACAGUUUCUCCGGGAGGUGCAUUGACUCUGCGCCCCCCUUAUAAAUACCUCACCUUCCUGAUCCGCACAAAAGCUCUUCAGCCCCCCUGCCACCUAUCUCUUCUUAUAUCCCCCGGUUGAUUUAUUCCUUAUAAAUUCUUUCCGUCAUUUAAUGUCUUAUUGAAGCGCCACUUGCCUUGCGCUGCUGUUGAUACCGAUUUAGUCGAUAUAUCUCGCACAUAUUCAGUUAAUGUAACAUAGAGCCUUCCGUCAAUAGGACAUGCA